AUGGAGAGAGGAAAUCAUACCCCAAACAGCAACUUUGUGCUCCAGGGGUUUGCAGAGGAAGGAGCCCUGCGGCAUCUGCUCUUUGGGCUGUUUCUGUCCAUGUACCUGGUCACGCUCUUGGGGAACCUGCUCAUCAUCCUGGCCAUCCUCUCAGAUUCUCGCCUCCACACAGCCAUGUACUUCUUCCUCUCCCACCUGUCCUUUGCUGAUUGCUGCUUCACCUCCACCACCAUCCCUAAGACGCUGGUGGCCCUCCACACACAGAGCAAAGUCAUCACCUAUGCAGGGUGCCUCAGCCAGAUCUUUUUUUUCAUUGUGUUUGGAUGCCUGGAUAAUUUGUUCCUGACUGUGAUGGCCUAUGACCGCUUCGUGGCCAUCUGCCACCCCCUGCACUACACAGCCAUCAUGAACCCCCUGCUCUGUGGGCUGCUGGCUCUGGGGUCCUGGGGCAUCAGUGUCCUUGGCUCCCUGCUGGAGACCCUAACCCUUCUGAGGCUGUCCUUCUGUACAAACAGGGAGGUCCCCCACUUUUUCUGUGACCUCUCUACGGUCCUGAAACUUGCCUGUUCAGAUACCCUCCUCAAUAACAUAGUGGUGUACUUUGUGACUGUCAUCCUGGCAGUUGUUCCUCUCUCUGGGAUCCUCUUCUCCUACUCCCAGAUUUUCUCCUCCAUCCUGAAAAUCUCAUCAGCUGGAGGCAAGUACAAAGCCUUCUCCACCUGCGGGUCUCACCUCUCAGUUGUCUCCUUGUUCUAUGGCACAGGUCUGGGGGUCUACCUCAGCUCGGCAGCUACUUCAUCCUCCAGGGCGAGUCAGGUGGCCUCAGUGAUGUACACUGUGGUCACUCCCAUGCUGAACCCCUUCAUCUACAGCCUAAGGAACAGGGACAUGAAAGGGGCCCUGCAGAGACUCCUCAGCAGAGUGGUGCCACUCAGAGGUGAGAACAUCCCGGGCUGCUGGUGA
Molecule: messenger RNA, 963 nt
Organism: Sorex araneus (European shrew)
Lineage: Eukaryota; Metazoa; Chordata; Mammalia; Eulipotyphla; Soricidae
Product: olfactory receptor 7C2-like
Exons: 1
Coding region: 1-963 (320 amino acids)
Biological process (GO): G protein-coupled receptor signaling pathway
Cellular component (GO): membrane
Molecular function (GO): G protein-coupled receptor activity; olfactory receptor activity
Source: RefSeq, a predicted model, not a curated record